AUGGCUCUUCCCAAGCGCAUAAUCAAGGAGACCGAGCGUCUGAUGAACGAGCCGGUGCAGGGCAUAUCAGCGACUCCUCACGAUGACAACCUGCGCUACUUCGAUGUGACUAUCGAUGGCCCCUCGCAGUCGCCGUACGAGGGCGGCGUCUUCAAACUCGAACUCUUUCUGCCGGACGACUAUCCCAUGACUCCUCCCAAGGUCCGCUUCUUGACCAAGAUCUAUCACCCCAACAUCGACAGGUUGGGCCGCAUUUGCCUCGAUGUUCUCAAAAGUAAUUGGUCGCCCGCAUUGCAGAUCAGAACCAUCCUUCUCUCGAUUCAAGCCCUCCUCGGUGCACCAAACCCAGACGAUCCGCUCGCGAACGAUGUAGCACAGGCGUGGAAGGAGAAUCAGGCUCAGGCUAUUGCCACGGCUAGAGAGUGGACUCAGCAACAUGCAAAGGCUUGA
This is a messenger RNA of Ascochyta rabiei, 450 nucleotides long. Its product is annotated as E2 ubiquitin-conjugating enzyme. Gene Ontology annotation, cellular component: nucleus. The coding region runs from base 1 to 450 and encodes 149 amino acids. Lineage: Eukaryota; Fungi; Ascomycota; Dothideomycetes; Pleosporales; Didymellaceae. Gene Ontology annotation, molecular function: ubiquitin conjugating enzyme activity. The transcript has 4 exons. The record is from RefSeq and is a predicted model, not a curated record. Gene Ontology annotation, biological process: protein K63-linked ubiquitination; DNA damage tolerance.